AAAAGCGAAAAGUCAUGGCGGCUGACAGUUUGUAAUGAGCCAACAAAAACAGACCAGAUUCUUGCUUUGGAUCUACAACGUUUAAACUACUCCCGGGGAUAAUAAAACGACAAACCCCGACGGCAAAAUGCAGAUAACUUUGAAAACCUUACAACAGCAGACGUUCAAAAUCGACAUCGACGAAGAGGAGACGGUGAAGACAUUAAAGGAGAAGAUUGAACAGGAGAAAGGAAAGGACAAUUUUUCAGUUGCUGGACUGAAACUGAUAUAUGCUGGUAAAGUCCUCAGCGAUGACACGGCUCUCAAAGAAUACAAAAUCAAUGAGAAGAACUUUGUGGUGGUCAUGGUGACAAAGGCUAAAGCAGCCUCGGCCGCCCCGCAGCCUUCACCUGCCACUUCAGCUCCCAGCACUGCAGCCCCUCCGGCCUCAUCGUCCAGCUCUGACAACACAUCCGAGCGAGCCUCCACAGACGACAAACCAGAGGAGACGCGGUCUUCCCCUGCUGAGCCAGCUUCCACCCCCGUCAGAAGCUCGGAGGCUUCAACGAACACGAACCUGAUUGAUGAGGCGGUUUCAAAUCUAGUGACGGGCCCAUCAUACGACGCCAUGGUGACCGAGAUGAUGCUCAUGGGCUACGAGAGGGAGCAGGUGGUAGCAGCUCUGAGAGCGAGCUUCAACAACCCCGACAGAGCCGUUGAGUAUCUGCUCACGGGUAUUCCAGGCAGAGAUCCGGGCCGUGCAACGGGCCCAGAGGCGGUGGUGCCUCCAGUGAGUGUUCAAGCUGCACCCAUAGGUGGCAUCAGCCUUCCUGCCAACACUGGCUCUUCCCCGAGUGCUGCGGGAGGCAACCCCCUCAGUUUCCUAAGAAAUCAGCCGCAGUUCCACGUGAUGCGACAGCUGAUCCAGCAGAAUGCCGCCCUGCUUCCUGCCCUGCUGCAGGAGAUCGGCAGGGAGAACCCGGAGCUGCUGCAGGAGAUUAGCAGCCACCAGGAGCAGUUCAUCCAGAUGCUGAAUGAACCCAAUCCAGAGGCAGUGCCGGCAGGCGGAGGAAGUGGAGGUGGGGGAGCAGGGGGAGCCGGAGGGAUAGCGGGGGACACACCCGGCGGGAGUCACAUGAGCUACAUCCAGGUCACGCCACAGGAGAAAGAGGCCAUUGAGAGGCUAAAAGCUUUAGGAUUUCCGGAGGGACUCGUUAUACAAGCCUACUUCGCAUGUGAGAAGAACGAGAACUUGGCCGCCAACUUCCUUUUACAACAGAACUUUGACGAUGAUUAAAUUUUCAUCUCGACUUUUUUUUUCUUCCUCUUUUUGAUUGCUAAAUAUGUGUACAACAAGCCUUUUACAUUUCCAAAAACACACACAAAAAGAUUUAUUCACCACUUCGACAUUUACCUUUCUUAAAACACUGGAUCAUUAUCAGCUGUUUGAUCAGUUCGAAAUGGAGGAACAAUUAAAGCACUAGAACUUUGCAUCAGAAAUCACCUGUGUACUAUUGAUUUACUUGAAUACUUUAGUUAGUAUGGUUUGCAGUAUGUCACAUUAUCAGUGAGGUUUGUUCAGGAUACAUCCGACAGUAUUCAUGCACUCUUAUUCUGUUUUUUUUAAGUUGACAAGUAAUGGAGAUUUGAAAGAAAUAAAGUUGUGCACAACGUG
Molecule: messenger RNA, 1654 nt
Organism: Anarrhichthys ocellatus (wolf-eel)
Lineage: Eukaryota; Metazoa; Chordata; Actinopteri; Perciformes; Anarhichadidae
Gene: rad23b
Product: RAD23 homolog B, nucleotide excision repair protein
Exons: 10
Coding region: 128-1276 (382 amino acids)
Biological process (GO): nucleotide-excision repair; proteasome-mediated ubiquitin-dependent protein catabolic process
Cellular component (GO): nucleoplasm; cytosol
Molecular function (GO): polyubiquitin modification-dependent protein binding; damaged DNA binding; proteasome binding
Source: RefSeq, a predicted model, not a curated record